Molecule: messenger RNA, 357 nt
Organism: Dioszegia hungarica
Lineage: Eukaryota; Fungi; Basidiomycota; Tremellomycetes; Tremellales; Bulleribasidiaceae
Exons: 5
Coding region: 1-357 (118 amino acids)
Cellular component (GO): cytoplasm
Source: RefSeq, a predicted model, not a curated record
AUGUCCACAGCAGAGGAACAGCACCAACACCACAUCAUCGGUGGACACAAGGCCACACUGAAUAACCCAAGCUCCGGCGAAGAGGCUAAAGAGCGGUCUCGCCAGUACCUCAAAGAAGCUGGGAUCGAGGUCAGCGAAGUCGACGGCAAAGCUUCCUUCAGCGAGCACAAGGUGCCCAAGCACGAGGGACACCACGACACCCGCGGCCACGUCCACCCUGACGAGAAGGAAGGGGAUGAAGCGCACCGUCACCGCGUCCUCGGCGGGUACAAGGCGACUCUUUCGAACGACUCGACGUCCGAGGAGGCAAAGCAGCACGCCAGGGAGAAGCUUAGGGAGGCCGGAGAGGACUACUAG